CCAAUGUUUUCACUUCAGAUGUGAAUAUCUUCUUCAAGAGAAGGGACAGACAUUUGUACACCAGAUCCAGACAAGAUUUCCAAAUCUAUUUGAUCUUCAGCCACAUUCCAGUUCGGAUGACAUUUUGGAGGAAACUCAGAACGCAGUUGUUCAUUUUGGAGCUGGGGAAAAUCGAUCAGAAGAUGCAAUUAUGAUGAAUACGCCAGUGGUUAAGGGUGCUAUGGAAAUGGGUUUUGAUCGAAGACUCGUGAUGCAGACCGUUCAACGAAAAAUCCUUACGAGUGGAGAGAAUUACAAAUCUGUUAUUGAACUUGUCACCGACUUGCUGAAUGCCGAAGAUGAAGAAAGACGGGAAGACAAAGAAAGAAGAUUGGAAGAAGCAGCUGAAGAUGAUGUAAUGCUGCUGAAGAAAAAUUGUGCUGCUUUGAGUCAGAAUUUGACAAAUGUAGCACCCUUACUUGACGAUCUAGAAACACGAAGUUUAAUUAAUAAAACGGAAAGUGAAAUGAUUAAACAAAAACAUCAGACAAAUGAACAAGCCAGAGAGCUGCUUGAUACAAUAAUUCGCAAAGGAAAUGCAGCAGCUGAGGCAUUUAGAGGUGCUCUUUUGGUUAAUGAACCGGAAUUGCAUGAGAAGUUAUAUGUUAAAAAGAAUUUGCCUUAUUCAACAUCAUCAGAUCUGAUGGGCUUGACCAUGGAAGAACAAUUGCGAAGGUUGCAGGAAGAACGAACUUGUAAAGUGUGUAUGGACAAGGAGGUCUCAGUUGUGUUUAUAAUGUGUGGUCAUUUGGUUGUUUGUACAGACUGUGCCCCAUCCCUGAGGAAGUGCCCAAUCUGCCGUGGUACCAUCAAAGGAACAGUUAGGACAUUUUUGUCCUAAUCCUGGUAUCUAGCUUAAUGAUAUAAGGAGAAUAUUUGUUCAGAACAGUUGAACUGAUGGAGUUACCUAAACUACAUUAAAAAUUGAAUUUCUAAGA
Rhincodon typus (whale shark) is the source of this 977-nucleotide messenger RNA. RefSeq names its product baculoviral IAP repeat-containing protein 2-like. The transcript has 6 exons. Gene Ontology annotation, molecular function: cysteine-type endopeptidase inhibitor activity involved in apoptotic process; ubiquitin protein ligase activity. The record is from RefSeq and is a predicted model, not a curated record. Gene Ontology annotation, cellular component: nucleus; cytoplasm. The coding region runs from base 191 to 880 and encodes 229 amino acids. NCBI's taxonomy places the organism in Eukaryota, Metazoa, Chordata, Chondrichthyes, Orectolobiformes, Rhincodontidae. Gene Ontology annotation, biological process: negative regulation of apoptotic process; negative regulation of necroptotic process; positive regulation of protein ubiquitination.